Molecule: messenger RNA, 1002 nt
Organism: Aspergillus tubingensis
Lineage: Eukaryota; Fungi; Ascomycota; Eurotiomycetes; Eurotiales; Aspergillaceae
Product: metallo-beta-lactamase domain protein
Exons: 1
Coding region: 1-1002 (333 amino acids)
Biological process (GO): antibiotic catabolic process; secondary metabolite biosynthetic process
Molecular function (GO): zinc ion binding; beta-lactamase activity
Source: RefSeq, a predicted model, not a curated record
AUGGCGUUCUGUAUCCCCUUUGCUCAGUCCUUCUGGCAGGAAUAUUUGUCCGGCCAGGAGGCCAACCUGCCUCGUCUUCCCGAAGUCGAGCAAGUCACCGAGAGAGUGAUGCGCAUUCUCGGAGGCAAUCCCGGGCGCAUGCAGCUGCAAGGAACCAACACAUACCUCGUGGGGACGGGCAAAUUCCGAAUUCUCAUUGACACCGGCCAGGUAGUCCACCUAUACCUUCCUGCCAUGAAUACUUCUAACGCCGAACAGGGUGAAGCAAGCUGGAUUGAAGCUCUCACGGAACAACUGGAAUCCAACGGUCUAGAAAUCUCCCACGUCCUGCUCACUCAUUGGCACGGCGAUCACACCGGUGGAGUCCCCGACCUCAUCAGCUACGACUCCGAACUGUCCUCUCGGGUGUACAAAAACACCCCCGAUCUCGGCCAACAAGCCAUCCACGAUGGCCAGAAGUUUCACGUAGAGGGCGCAACUAUCCGCGCUGUCUUUACUCCCGGACAUGCCUUCGAUCAUAUGUGCUUUUUGCUGGAGGAAGAGAAUGCCCUCUUCACCGGGGACAAUGUGUUGGGACACGGAUACUCCGUCGUGGAAGAUUUAGGCACGUACAUGACCAGCCUGUCACGCAUGGCGGAUCUCAAUUGCGCGCUCGGGUAUCCAGCGCAUGGAACACGCAUCGAGGAUCUUCCCGCUAAAAUGAAAGAAUAUAUUCAGCAUAAAGAGUCGAGAAUGCGGCAGGUACUGGCCGCGUUGGAGAGAAGUCGGGCGAGGAUGGCAGCGUCCGGGGGCGGGCGUCGUGCCGGCUCUCUAACGUUUCCGGAGCUCAUUAACUCUAUGUAUGGAGGGAUUCCGGAUGAUGUUGAACAGGCUUUGACUCCAUUCUUGAGUCAGGUUUUAUGGAAGUUGGCGGAGGAUCGGAAGGUUGGAUUUGAGGGAGAGCCUAGUCAGAGACGCUGGUUUGCGGUUGGGCCGCCGGCUGCAUCUCCAGUGAGGCUGUAG